AUGGAUUUUGUGUCGAAUCUGUGGGCAUCAAUUUUCACCCCGGGCACAACGCCCACGCUGGUGAAGGCCACCCAUGGGAGCUUUAUCGCCUUGGAGAUCACGCUUGUGUUUAUGCUGGUUGCCACCAAGAGUCUGCAUUUUGUAGCUCUGCUUGUCUUGGCCACCGGACUAUGGAUCGCCAUUACUUGGUUUAUCAGCGAGUCUAGCAGGCUUACCGAGCAGGCUUCAAAGAAUAGCUUAAAGAAUGAUGCGAGUGAGAUCGCGGUAAAGUCUAGUCGGGAGAUCGAGUCGACAAGCGCUAGUGCCAGCACGAGUGCCAGCCCGAGUGCAAGUACCAGUGCCAGCACGAGCAAGAGCGGCAGCCCCAGCUUCAGCCCGAGCAUUAGCCCGCCUGUAAGCACUUCUACUGCUGGUGCAAGCACUAGCACAAGACCUCGUAGAAAAAAGCGUACUGUAUAA
Messenger RNA from Wickerhamiella sorbophila, 459 nucleotides. RefSeq names its product V-type ATPase assembly factor PKR1. Gene Ontology annotation, biological process: vacuolar proton-transporting V-type ATPase complex assembly. The transcript has a single exon. Gene Ontology annotation, cellular component: endoplasmic reticulum membrane. The record is from RefSeq and is a predicted model, not a curated record. Bases 1 to 459 code for a protein of 152 amino acids. Lineage: Eukaryota; Fungi; Ascomycota; Dipodascomycetes; Dipodascales; Trichomonascaceae.